AUGGCGCGCGUGGGGCACGGCGCGCGCGUCGGGCGUUCGAGGCGACGAUGGAUGCGUGUGUUCUUUUCGCCCAUCGUCGCGCUCGCGCUCGUGACGCGCGUUCACGGCGCGCCGAGCGCGAUGGGAUUGCGUAAGAGACCGUUCAAGAACACCGCGGCGCGCGGUCGAGCGCUCGGGUCGACGGCGCGGGAGGUGUACGGGGAGGUGUUGGAGACGGGCGUCCUGGUCGCGUCGUUCGAGCUCGCGGGGGCGCAGACGUUCGAGUUGAUCGUCGACACCGGGAGCUCUCGAACGUACCUGCCGUGCAAGGGGUGCGCGUCGUGCGGUGCGCACGAGGCUGGGAGGUAUUACGAUUACGACGCGAGCGCGGAUUUUUCUCGCGUGGAGUGCUCGGCGUGCGCCGGCAUCGGCGGGAAAUGCGGGACGUCGGGGGUGUGCAGGUAUGACGUUCACUAUCUCGAAGGGAGCGGGAGCGAGGGGUAUCUCGUGCGAGACGUGGUGUCGCUCGGUGGGAGCGUCGGAAACGCGACCGUUGUGUUUGGAUGCGAGGAAAGGGAGCUGGGUUCGAUUAAGCAGCAAAGCGCGGACGGAUUGUUUGGGUUCGGGCGUCAGGCUUACGCGCUUCGAGCGCAACUGGCGAGCGCGAGUGUGAUAGAUGAUUUAUUUAGUAUGUGCGUCGAGGGGUACGAAAAGCUCUCGGGUGAGCACGUCGGGGGAUUGUUGACGCUUGGUAAUUUUGAUUUCGGCGCAGACGCGCCGGCUCUGGUUUACACGCCGAUGGUGAGUUCGGCCAUGUACUACCAAGUUACCACGACCUCUUGGACGCUGGGGAAUAGCGUGGUGGAAGGCUCGCGAGGUGUACUCACCAUAAUCGAUUCCGGGACGUCGUACACGUAUGUACCGGGUAACAUGCACGCACGCUUUCUUCAGCUUGCGGAAGAUGCCGCGCGCGAGAGCGGUUUGGAGAAAGUUGCUCCACCGGAGGAUUAUCCCGACUUGUGCUUUGGCAAUUCCGGAGGACUAGGAUGGAGCACUGUAAGCGAAUACUUCCCGGCGCUGAAGAUUGAGUACCACGGAAGUGCUCGUUUGACACUCUCACCAGAGACGUACCUGUACUGGCAUCAGAAGAACGCGUCGGCGUUUUGUGUCGGCAUUUUAGAGCAUGAUGAUAACAGGAUUCUUUUGGGUCAGAUAACCAUGCGAAACACGUUCACGGAGUUCGAUGUCGCGCGUUCGCAAGUCGGUAUGGCGAGCGCGAACUGCGAGAUGUUGCGAGAGAAGUAUGUUGAGCAUGCGAGCGAGUCUCCGCGACUCCCUCCUCCGCCUCCUCCUCCGUCGCCGUCACAGUCGCCGCUGCCGCCACCGUCACCGCCGGGGUCGAGCGAUGACAACGACUCGGGAGUGUUCGUAUACUUGGCCAUGCCGGUGGUGGGGAUCAUCGGCGUCAUGGGUGGGUCCGCGCUCAUGAAAAAACGAGAUAGUAACCAAUGGCGACGCUUAGAGGAGGAUAUUGGCGAACACUUAGACGGUGAGAUAGAGCUCGUAGAUGUGCCUUGA
This is a messenger RNA of Ostreococcus tauri, 1557 nucleotides long. Its product is annotated as Peptidase aspartic, active site. The transcript has a single exon. Gene Ontology annotation, biological process: proteolysis. Bases 1 to 1557 code for a protein of 518 amino acids. NCBI's taxonomy places the organism in Eukaryota, Viridiplantae, Chlorophyta, Mamiellophyceae, Mamiellales, Bathycoccaceae. Gene Ontology annotation, molecular function: aspartic-type endopeptidase activity. The record is from RefSeq and is a predicted model, not a curated record.